Molecule: messenger RNA, 3048 nt
Organism: Notodromas monacha
Lineage: Eukaryota; Metazoa; Arthropoda; Ostracoda; Podocopida; Cyprididae
Source: the annotation of a GenBank genome assembly
AUGUAUCCUAGGCUCACUAAGGGGCGAGUGGCAGUGGCUGGAAAUCGCAAACUCCACUUUGGCAAGAAGUACGAAGCGACUGCGUCUCAACUGUCCAAGGACUAUAAUGUCGUUGACCAUACCUACGAUGCCGUGGUUGUCGGGGCUGGUGGAGCUGGGUUGCGGGCAGCUUUCGGGCUCGUUGCCGAGGGCUUCAAAACGGCCGUCAUCACGAAACUAUUUCCCACUCGGUCGCACACUGUUGCCGCGCAAGGAGGCAUCAAUGCCGCUUUGGGUAACAUGGAGGAAGACGACUGGAAAUGGCAUAUGUACGAUACCGUGAAAGUCUCUCGCAAGCCGCCGGUUAGCGACUUCAUACGCAAAGGCGGACAAGCUCACAGAUGCUGUGCUGUGGCUGACCGAACAGGACACUCGCUUCUCCACACGCUGUACGGCCAGAGUUUGAAGUACGACUGCAACUACUUCGUCGAGUACUUUGCCCUGGACCUGCUGAUGGAAGAUGGCGAGUGCCGAGGAGUGAUUGCCCUGUGCAUGGAAGACGGUUCGAUUCAUAGAUUCCGUUCCAAGAACACGAUUCUCGCCACUGGAGGCUACGGACGCGCGUAUUUCUCGUGCACCUCGGCUCACACUUGCACCGGCGACGGCACUGCGAUGGCCACUCGAGCAGGACUCCCGAAUGAAGAUUUGGAAUUUGUGCAAUUUCAUCCCACGGGUAUUUACGGUGCCGGGUGUCUCAUCACUGAAGGAUGUCGCGGGGAAGGAGGAUUCUUGAUCAACUCUGAAGGAGAACGCUUUAUGGAGCGUUACGCCCCCGUUGCCAAGGAUUUGGCCUCACGAGAUGUCGUAUCCCGGUCCAUGACGAUUGAAAUCCGCGAAGGUCGUGGAGUUGGACCCCGCAAGGAUCACGUUUACUUGCAAUUGCACCACUUGCCCCCGGAUCAACUUGCGGCUCGUCUCCCCGGCAUUUCCGAAACUGCGAUGAUUUUUGCUGGCGUCGACGUGACCAAAGAACCCAUUCCGGUCUUGCCGACUGUUCAUUACAACAUGGGCGGUGUACCGACCAACUGGAAGGGUCAAGUCAUCACUCACGAGAACGGUAAAGACAAGGUGGUCCGCGGUUUGUAUGCUGCUGGUGAAGCCGGUUGUGCGUCUGUGCACGGGGCUAAUCGUCUCGGAGCCAAUUCUCUUCUGGAUUUGGUCAUCUUCGGCCGUGCGUGUGCGCACGCCAUUUCCCAAGAAAACAAGCCGGGCGAGAAGAUCGGAGACCUUUCACCGAAUGCCGGUGAGGCUUCCGUGUCCAACAUGGACAAGCUGAGGUUUGCCAACGGUGCUAUCCCAACUGCUGCUUUGAGGUUGGAGCUGCAGCUUGCCAUGCAAAACCAUGCUGCAGUGUUCCGAACUGGUGAUGUUUUGAAGGAAGGUGUUGUUCAAGUGUCGAAAGCUUAUGGGAAAAUGAAGGACCUCAAGGUUUCCGACCGCGGCUUGUGCUGGAACACCGACUUGGUGGAGACUUUGGAGCUGCAGAACCUGAUGAUCAAUGCGAUGCAAACCAUUGUUUCAGCCGAAGCCAGGAAAGAGAGUCGUGGUGCUCAUGCCAGGGAGGAUUUCAAGGACCGCGUUGAUGAAAUCGAUUAUUCGAAGUCGAAAGAAGGCCAGAAGCCUAAGCCGAUUGAACAACACUGGCGAAAGCACACUCUUUCAACCCAGGAUGUCGAAACCGGACAGGUGACUUUGAAGUACCGACCCGUGAUUGAUGUUACGUUGGACGAAGCGGAGUGCGCCCAUGUCCCCCCAGCGAUUCAAUCCCCUGUAUCCCCUAGUGGCGUGCUUCGUGAUGCAACCCCGGAGCGAUCGCUUCCGAACCCUUCUCUCGAUCGAAAUAGUGACGAUGAACACAUGGGAUUCAAGGACUAUUUAGGUGCCUUUUUCACGGUCUUCGCCAUUGUUGGAUCAGCUGCAGCGUACAUGUACAAUACGGCGCACCCGAACGCACUUCAUCCUUUUCCUAAAAGAACUGACGCACUUUCAAGUGCAGAAGACCUGAGAGCACAAAUGUCCAGCUUGAAAUCACAACUUUAUGAGCAACUCGCGAAGUGGGAUGAAAUACAGAAGCAACGAGAAGCGUCAUCCGAACAAUUUUCCGGAUCAUUGUGUUGUAAAGAACUGCGGGCUGAUAUCAGUGAACUGAUUUCUCGGGUUGGCGAUCAUGACCUAACGUCCAUCGCGAAAGAAUUAAAUGAUCUGAAAGUCGCACAUGAUGAUUUUCGGUAUAAGUCAUCGGAACAGUCGUGCGGUGUGAAAUUGGAAGACUUGGAGAAUGUCGUUGAGUCGAAAAUCAAAAGUUUGAAGAUAUCCCAACCGGUUGCAUCAUAUGACGUCGGAUCAAGCGGGAAUGCCGCGUAUGAUUACGACAAGACCGGUAAACCGGACUACGCGCUUGAAUCGGCGGGAGGAAGCAUUGUAAACACGCGUUGCACGGAGACCUAUCGGAAUUCGUACAGCGUGAAUAAAAUUUUCGGCAUUCCGGUUUGGUGGUGGCGCCCGAAACCGCGCGAGGUGUUGAAUCCCGAUAUGACGCCCGGUCGGUGUUGGGCGAUGUCAGGAACUUCUGGCUCGCUAGUGAUCCGUUUAUCGAUGCCCGUUAUCGUCACUUCUGUGACUUAUGAACACAUACCCGUGCAGAUAAGCGUUAUCGGGAAUAUCGAUUCUGCCCCUCGCGCGUUUUCAGUUCAUGCUCUUCGUUCUGAUCGGGACUUCGAAGGCGCUCACUUGGGUAAUUUCGAAUUCGACAAGAACGGUCAGCCUUGGCAAACGUUCAACGUUGUCAAUGUUCCCGCGAGACCCGUGGAAUUCGUAGAAUUUAAGAUUUUGUCCAAUUGGGGGCAUCCAGAUUACACGUGUUUGUACCGACUGCGCGUUCACGGAGACUUGACCAUGCGCCCAUCUUGAGCGUUUGAAUCCGUCGCUGUAUUUCAUGUUUUCUUCUCUCAUUUCGCAGUGUUGUUCUUCUCAUCGAAUACCAUGAUUAAAACAUACUUUUACCAAGAU